Molecule: messenger RNA, 585 nt
Organism: Monoraphidium neglectum
Lineage: Eukaryota; Viridiplantae; Chlorophyta; Chlorophyceae; Sphaeropleales; Selenastraceae
Exons: 4
Molecular function (GO): ATP binding; ATP hydrolysis activity
Source: RefSeq, a predicted model, not a curated record
AUGUCGGACCCACGCGCCCGGCAGCGGCCCAGCGUAGAGGCGUCCGCCGCCGAGCGCCACGCACGCGGCUCUGCUGAAUUCGUCGUCAACCUCGGGCCGCCCGAGCCCCUCGUCUCCUACGCCUCCUCGGAGCUCCCCCUCCCGCCGCCCCAGAGCCUCGCCGGCCCGGCCGGGGCUCCGGCCGCCGCCACCGCAUCCGACGGCGGCGCGGGCGCGAGCCCCAAGGCGCGGCCCGACCUGAUGGCGUCCAUCGACGACGACCAGCAGCUGACACUGCGGUACAGCCGCAUCUCAGCCUACGUGUCGACGAACCUGCAGCCGCCAGGCGUGCUCGACAGGAUCAGGACGGCAGCCAAGGGCGGGGAGAAGGGGCCCGAGGAGCGACAGAUCCUGUUCAGCGUAACGGGGGAGAUCCUGCCUGGAGAGGUCCUCGCCCUCAUGGGCCCCAGCGGCAGCGGCAAGACCUCCCUGCUGUCGGUCAUCAGCGGCCGUGCCCCCAGGGCCGUCCGCACCUCUGGGCGCGUGACUGUCAACGGCGCCAAGUUCUCGAAGCAGGCCAAGCGCCGCGUCGGCUUCGUGCUGCAG